AUGGUCUCUUGGCUCUCGGAGGGGUCUUCUGGAAUCGUGGCUUCAGACCUGUUGGGUGAAUGGCUGGAUGGGCAGGACAACGAUGUUGUCGUGCAGUCUGGUCCCGAGCGUUCCCGGCCACUGACUGCCCGUUUGGCUCGUCGAGGGGGCCGUGAACAGGUGCUGUCUCUGCGGCGAGAGCCUGAAUCCGAUUGCUGGGCGUGUGGAAAUGCUGUUUUAGACAAAGCCGCCUCUACGACGAAUGUCCUAGUCUGGGCUGCAUACGACGGCCGCCGGAGCGUCUGGCGCAGGAAAGAGGUGUCGGAGCAAGCCGAGCCCAACGAUCUGCUCCCGUGGUUGCUGAAAGCUCCGGCUUUGUUAGGUGCCUCCAAAGGAGAUGAGGAACAACAGCCGCAGGCCAAAGCUGCCAACGGCCGAGUUGCAGAAGGUUUUGCGCCGCCUCCACGUCGGCAGAGGAAUUGGAGCUCGAUCUCCAUGGACAGCGAUGUAGCCGGAGUUUUCGUCGGACAAGCAGACGGGGAGGAUCCAAAGGAUGGGGAAGAAGGAGCUCCAACAAUGAGUGACCACGAAACGCCACAGGAUCGGCCGCAAGCAGAGGAAGCAGCGCGACUUCCAGCAGUUUUCGACACUGACAAUGCCUCAGCCGAUGCGGCCAGAGUCUCCGCAAUCCUGGACGCGCGGCAGGUGCUUGGAUCGGCGAGCAACUUCCAGGAGAUUUUUAGCCAUCUCCUGAUCGACCACGACUUGCUGUGCCAAGAGGGAGAGGACCCCAUGGUCCCCUCAAUUGAUUCGGCGCUUUGGCAGAGGCUGCCGGAUGCACCUCGUCGCAACGUCCUGCACCGACUUGCAGCGUUCCAGAACAGCAGUUUCGUUCCCGGCAGCUACGUGGCGGAGUUUCCUGCCGGGAAUUGGAGCGAGCUCUUCGUGGGCCGCCACCGCUUCCCGGUGCUGCAGACGGACAUCCAGGCGUUGCUGCGACGCUACACUCUGUCAGCGGACAAUGUCGCUUCUCGUGCCUCUGCCAUGGCACGUGUCUUCGCGCUCUACCGGGCGCUAGAGAACCCAGUGUUGACUGCCGGUCAAAGAAGUUCACACCAGCUUUGUACCUGGCGGCCGUCCUCGAAAGAAGCAGCCGACGUGGAGUACGAGCUCUUCGCGUCGCCCUUCAAUGCUCGAGUCAGCAACGGCAAGUAUGCUUCCCGCUUCCCUCAUGCCGAGAAGAUCUUUGGCUCGGCGGGCUCGUAUCCGGAUGUACUUGACGAGUGGCCAUCCACCGCUGUGGUGUCGGUCAAUCCGCCAUUUUCGGAUGCGUACUUGGACGAUGUUGUGGGCAAGCAGCUGGACCGAAUUGUCGCGGGCUUCAAGAAGGUUCAUCUUUUCGUGCCUGUUCGUGAUGCGCCUUGGCGAAAGCAACUGCGGCGUCUUUCCAAUGCGCGGUUUGUACAGGACUUCUUCGAUGCAACGGCAUUGAAGGACCGGCAUUUGGAGCAGCCGGUGCUUCACUGGGAGGUUGGGCACCGCGCAGACUCCUUGCCAUGCUCUCUGCAAAUGCAUCAUGCAGCGGACCUUGACAUACCUUUGUACAGCACCCGCAGCGAGAACGCUGUCCGUAAAUGCGCAGCGGCUGCUUCAGCCGACAAGCCAGCACUGCGUACCAUACGCAAGCUAGUCACGAAUUUGCCUUCGUGGAAGGGCCAGUGCUUCUUGAAGUCUGAGUCAACGGCUCAUCAGCUGAGAUUUGACCGAACAAACUCUGCAGCUGAUGCCAACAUCUGUACUCCACUACAGAAUUGGUUCAUCGCAGCUGCGAUGGUCUCCGAGGUUCAGCGCCGUCGCACAGCAUCCGAGAAGAUCCGAGAAGAAGCCACCAUUUCAGUGCGAAUUUCUGCUUCAAAGGCGAGCUGGUUUCGAGCCGGCCGAGAUGCGGAUCCAAAGCCGGCCGAGAAGGCCGCGGCCGCAACGACGGCAGCCCUCGACUCCGCCGAAGUUGGAGGCUAUGCUAAGCCUGCCAGGCUGCGGCGGCAGCCGACUCCCCCGAGGUCGGAAGAUGAAGGCCCGCGGUCGGCCAAAGCUGCCAAGCAAGAGCAAAACACGCGGACGCCGGUCGAAGUCACCUUGGCGAAAUCCGGAGGCAAGGGCGGAAAGACGGGCAAGGGCCGGAACCCCGGUCUCUGGACGGGCACUCAGGAGACGAAGGUAACCAGCUUCUUCAGCGCGAAAGGAGCGGGUGGCCCGGAAGCAGGCAAAGGCGAAAAGCCGAAGAAAGGCUCCCAGAAAGGACUGGGUUCGAACAGAACCAAGACCAGGCUCCCUGGCGUCCCGGAGAUCCAAGUGGCAGCAUCCCCGAAGUUUGCCAGUCGGCGUGACCUGCUUUGUGGAGGACGGUGUACGGGUGGACUUCGGCUGCGUGGUCGAGGCGAUUUGUUAGUGUCCCUAGUUGUUGACGAGAUUGAUGUGAAGGAAGAGCACGUCGUCUUGAAGUUCGUGGAUGAUGCCGGUUGGGAGGAGGAGUACUGCUCUGAUGGCUACUGUGAAACAGAUGUCGAAGAGAUUUCAGGGAAGUCUUCCCAGAACCAGACGAGGCUCACACGCUCUGAGAUGAGAGGUGAGCCAGAUUCAGGCGGCGAUCAGGACGAGCUGGUGGCGGAACUGCUGCCUGACAUCCUGAAGGUGCAAGAGAACGCGCAGAGCGAGACCUCUCGUUCCAGUGCAGAGGAGGAGGAGUCCCGCCCUGCCGAUCCUGUGGAGACUGAGACUCAAGGACCGGUGCAGGACUCUGAGAUAAAGGAGGAUGCGAGCCGCGCAGCCCUUCACAGUCCGCCUAUCAAGAGCCUUCUGCGGCAGCUGGCUUCUGGCGAGCCCGGUGCGGCAGAAGAGUGUGGGAAGGUGGUUGCCGCUACAGAGCGGCCGGUCCAGGCCUGCGCAGCUGUCAGUGCUGCACUGCGAGUCUUGCUGCGAGAGCCCUCCACGGCCCUGGCCGCCUUGAGAGGCAUGAUCAGCUUGCACGAAGAAGUUGGUCGCGUCGGACCCCCCAGCGCAGAGCUUCGAGAUGUCCGAAACCUCCCGGUGCUCUUGGACAAGUUCGGGAGCCGGCAGCGAGAUGUGCAGGUUGCUGCAGAAGAUGCAGCCGAGACGCUCAUCGCGAGACUGAACCCGCGGCCGGACUCCUCCCGUAGGGGAAAGCGUGGCUCUCCAAGCAGACGCAAGGAGCCUGUCAACAUCGUCCAUGGCAGCAAUGAGCCAGCACCAAUUGCAGGCUCGGUUCUGUCGGGGCCCGGGCAAUUCCGGAACUAUGCUUCCGAUGCGCGAUACACGGAGAGCGACCCACUCCGUCAAGCAGAGCCUAAGCACACCAGCUCGAUGCCGUAUGCCCUUGGGCCAGCGUCCAAUACCUCGAGCUUCCGGACGCUGGACAUCGCGAAGGCCAAUGAGCAGCGGCAGAACUGGACAAAGAUUGACACCUUCCUGACACCAGCUGGGCAUUCAGACUUCGAUUCUUUUGGGCGUUCUCCUCGAAGGGGCACUAGCCCCUCCCGCCACGAGGCCAGUGCCAGAAGCAUUCUCGCCGAGGAGAUGUGGACCGAUCUAUCGUCGAAGCUGGAUCAGCUGCGGGUCCAGAUCAAUCAAGAUACUCAAAGCUUACUUGAGCCUCUGCAGAAGGAAUUGGAUUCUGAGAUCUCGAAGACGAAGGAGAUGGUUCAGACAGUCCGAAACGAUAACCUCAAGGCGUUUGAGGAGAUUAGGCGGCUUCGGUCAAUGGAGCAGCACAAGCACAUGCUCCAAGCAUACCCCGCACCCGUCGAGAAAGACGUCCUGGAGGCAGAGUUCAAAAACACCAACGGGUCGAUUCAGGCGCUGUCUGAUGCCGUCUCGCAGAUAGGCGAGGAAAUCUCGCAUCUGAAGGCCAACGAGCCGGUCUUUGGCCGACGAAUGCAUCCCUCCAUGCCCCAAGCGCCCCAAGAUACGAAAAGCUUGAACAAGUCCGAUCUGGACGACAUGUUCCAGACAGUUCGUGACAUGGUUGCGGACAUCGACUUUUCUGAGCUAUUGGAGGGAGUGAAGGAGAUCAUCCCGGUGGCGGCUUUCAGAGAAGCGUUCGCUCGAACGGAGGCACGUCUCUCCGAGAUGGGCGAAGAGAUUCGCAAGAUACACGAAGAGGUCCAAGACCGACAUGUAGAGGUGGACUUCCAGCCAGUGCUGGAGGCCGUUACUGCAAAUGACGACCUGCGCAGCUCCACCGAACAGAUGUUGAACUCCGUCAAGGAGUUGCAGGCGCAGAUAGCAACAGAGUUCGAAACCAUACCAGGCAUCGUAUGGGCUCGGCAACCUGCCAUCGACUUCAGUCCCGUGCUGGAGAGCAUCAUCGAGAACAAAGUGUCUGUGGACUUCUCGCCAGUGCUGACAGCCGUGAACGAACUGACCCUGCAAGAGGACAUGUCCAAGCAGUUCGCUGCCAUUUUAGAGGAGAUCGAUCGCAAACAGGGGCAGAUCGACUUCUCUGAAGUGCUGGACGAGAUCCGCACGACGAAGAUGAAGGUAGACUUCGCUCCGGUGCUGUCCAGCAUAGAUGAUGCUGCAGAGACCACUUGCCAGACGAUUGCUGAAGGACUGAAGACUUCCUUGAAUCCCUUGGCAGAGUCCAGCGCGAGCAUCCUGGAAAUGCUGCAGGAGAAAUCACAAGACCAGUCCGUCAAAACUGGUCUAGCUGGUCUGAAGGACAUGACCGCACGGCUCUCGCAGCAGUUCUCCAUUCUGUUGCAAACCGUCUCGGAAGAGAAGGAAGCCAAGGUGGACUUCUCUCCGGUGUUGGAUGCCAUUGCAGACAACAAGGUGCACGUCGACUUUACAGAAGUCCUUGCAGCCAUCAAGAAGCAUGGCGACACCACCGAGAUUACCGACGACAUCACCCGCCUCAUCAAGAACGUUCAGGAGAUGAAAGUACAAGUUGACUUCACGCCAGUUCUUCGAGGCCUUCGAGAGGUGAAAGUCGACACAGUUUUCGAAGUGCUGAACGCCCUUCGCGACCAGCGAACAGACAUUGGAGAGCUGAAAGACGGCUUGGUCCGGCACUUGGAGGAGGUGCAAAGCCAUCUGCGGGGCUUGCACGAAGGUUUGCACUCCGAGUCCAAGGAGGCUCUCACGUCCAAAGUGGUGGAGGCUGUGCGGUCGGUGGAAAUCAAGAUCAAUCUUGCUGAGAUCCUCGAUGGCCAAGCGGCGCAAAAAGACCAUCUGGACCAGUGCCUCCAGGACAUGCAGGAACGGCUGGAAACAGACAUCAAGCUCAGCUUGGACCAAGUGCGCGACUUUCUCGGGUCCCUGCAGCAAGACGAGCAACAGCUCGCCGUCAAAUUCGACAACAUUGCGGUGGCGGUCAAGGGUCUGCAGGAGAUACCGCAGCCUGACUUCUCGCUCAUCCUUCAAGCAAUUCAGGAGAAACAGUUCGCUUUCGACGAUGCUGCCAUCCUUCAUGCGCUUGAAGACCAGGCCGUCGGUCAGGAGCAGAUGCAUGAGGAGCUGAAGGAAACAGUCACCAGCUGGCAUAGGCAUGCAGAGGCCUUGAAGAUGGUGAUCCGGGAGAGAGUAGACAGCGUGCUCAAAGCCGUCUCCGCCAGUGGAGAAGCUGCAGACAUGCUUUCGCUGCGCACCGAUGUCUCCCAGGUGCUGGAUGAACUGAAGCGCUAUGUCACCAAAGAGGAUCUGGAAGAGCAGUACUCGAACCUCCUACGGUCCAUCGAAGCGAUGCAGAUCCAGCAGAUGGAGUCGCAGAGCUCCCGGAUGCUCACGAUAGACCUCGAAAGGAGGGUGUCUGACACCAUGGAGGCGCUACAGGAGCAGAAGGACAGCGACCGUGCUGUGCAUACGGUCGUGAAGGAGCAGAUGCACAAGUUGAGACAUGACUUCCUUUCGAAGUUUCAGGCCAUGUGGGAUGCUCAGGAGAAGGACCGCAGCUCUGCAGCGAACCUCCUCGAAGAGCAGAUGCAACGUCUGAAAGCUGAGCUAUCCGGGGAUGUUUCGGCGCAUCUUCGCAUGGAUGUGCAGAAAGUGCACGCCGACUUAUUGCCACAGCUCCAUGAUUUUCAGACGAACUUCCUUGCGCAGUUCAAGGAUGUCAAAGUCCAAGUGGAUCACUCGGAGGUGCUCCAAGCGAUCCAAGAGCAGGGCAAGGAAUCAAAGCUGGAAAGCUCUGUCGCGCAAGUGCUAAGUGCGAUCCGCUCACAGCCUGCCAGUACGGAUUUGACGCCAGUUCUGAACAGCAUUCGCGAGACACAAGAGCUCACCCAGGGGCUCAGCUAUUCGCUUCGCUCCUGGCGUGCAGAAAUUGCAUCAAAUGUGAAUGCACCUGGCAGCAGUGACACAAGCGACCAUGUUCAGCCCCCGGCAGUGUCUUGGGAGUCUCACGAGGUGAUGUCUGAUAUGCUGAGUGACAAGCUGAGCCAUAAGACUGCCGCAAUACAGCAGUUUCUGCAAAGCAUCUUUCAGAGACUGGACUUCUCGGCUGUGUUACUGGCAAUCGGGGAGCAGACCGCAGACGUGAAGGCGGCACUGGCUGAGCAGCGUGGUCAGGUGACCGGCAAGCUCCAGUCCCUGCAGCAACAGCUGCAACAGCUGCAAGGACUGGAGCCUGGAUCGGCCGCCAUGAGAGAAAGACCGACCGGGACCGGGCAAGACAUGGACUUCUCGGAAGUCUUAGCCGCCAUUAGAUCUGUACGCCCAGCAGCCGGGCCUCAGAUGGAUCUAUCUGAGGUCUUGGAUGCAAUCAGGGCUGUUCCUGCACAGGUGGAUCUCUCGUACGAGUUUUCUGCUGUCCUGACCGCAAUCCAAGACAAGCAGCCGGAACUCGACCUUCCAGCAAUCCGCUCGGUUGUCAGCGACAGCAAGCAGGAUAUCCUUUUCCAGCUGGAAGAAGUGAGGAGUCUCAUCCGCUCGCAG
Symbiodinium necroappetens is the source of this 6930-nucleotide messenger RNA. The record is from the annotation of a GenBank genome assembly. Lineage: Eukaryota; Dinophyceae; Suessiales; Symbiodiniaceae.